This is a messenger RNA of Erpetoichthys calabaricus (reedfish), 1256 nucleotides long. RefSeq lists its product as uncharacterized. The coding region runs from base 248 to 1186 and encodes 312 amino acids. The record is from RefSeq and is a predicted model, not a curated record. Lineage: Eukaryota; Metazoa; Chordata; Cladistia; Polypteriformes; Polypteridae. The transcript is spliced from 12 exons.
UUCCUAGCAACAGGCAGAGCCCUUCACAGUGUACAGGUGCUCUUCUAGGGCGGCUAAGGUAAUUCGAAUUUCUUAGUUGCUUUCAAGGUAACAACAGUAACUUGCGGCGUUCGUGUCUCUCCCAUUUUCAACAUAUUUCUGGGUAAACAAGAGUUUGUCAAUGCAGCACUUUUACAGCGAAUUAAGUUAUCAGUGAAGCUUGCCUUGAGAAUCCGAGUUCACUAACGGGCGUCUUUGCACAGAUACCAUGGACUUUAAGGUAUCAGAAAGGAAAAAAUCAUCACAAGAGCCCAAGACUAUCGAAAAUUAUAUGAAUGGCAAAUUGCUAAGAAGAGAAGUAGCAGAACAAUAUGGAACAUUUUCUGUAGAAAAAAUAAAAGAAUUUGAAAAAGAGCUAAACAAAGGUGGCAAUAGGGAUGCUUCUGCUGCAAGCCCUAAACAGAGACUGAUUGAUGAUCUUCUGGCAAGGCGAAAAAUUGUUCAGUUUGACAAAGAAAUGAACGAAGUUAGUGAUGAGAGGAAACUUAAAAGAAGAAAGGACUUUGUGAUGAACAAUCUUCAGGCACUUCAACUAGAGGCAGGGCACCAUGAAUUUAUUGUGCCCCUGAAGCAGUUGGAGGAAGAGCAAGAACUUUGGGCUCGGAUACAACAGCAACUGGAGAGUCUGCCAGCCAUGGAGGCCAAAGUUAAUAACAUGAGAAAGCUACUUCAAAUGCAGGAUAAAUCUGAAGGAAUGGAGCCAAACAGCCUCAAAAUGGUUCAUCAGUUGCUAGGGGAAAUAGUGGAGGAAGUAACUGAUGAUAAUCCUCAUAUGCCAGAAGCAAGAGAUCACUUCACUAUGUUUUCUUGGAAAAAGAAGCAGCCCAUUGACAGAGUUCUACAAGAGGAGCAAACAAACAGAAUAUUUAACCUUAUUAUGGAGCAGAUUGUAUUAGAGUGUACUCUGGAUUUAUCAAAAGAAAUUGUUCAGGAGUUAUAUAACGUAGAGAAAAUGUGUAGAGCUUUAUCUUUUGAGGUUAUUCUGAAUUCUGCAAAGGAAGCUGCCAAAGUUAAACAUUCUACUGGGACUGUGUACUCGUCUGUAUCACUUGAGGAACUAAGUCAAAUACUGCUCAAGCAGCAACUAGACAGGCAUCAGCAUAGGGAAGAAACCUGGGAUCACAUGGAAAAAAAAGUGCACAAGUAGUUCUCAGCAAGUAGCAAUUUACUACUGACCGAGGAUCCACCAGCUGGAGUAUUUUUGUUAUUGUUUCAAA